Molecule: messenger RNA, 678 nt
Organism: Trematosphaeria pertusa
Lineage: Eukaryota; Fungi; Ascomycota; Dothideomycetes; Pleosporales; Trematosphaeriaceae
Exons: 2
Coding region: 1-678 (225 amino acids)
Molecular function (GO): protein binding
Source: RefSeq, a predicted model, not a curated record
AUGACCGCCAGCGGAUUGAACAUUCGGCAACUCUGCACCGAACCAACCGUGACAGUCAAAGUCGGGCCGGAAGAGAAGCAGUUCUACGUGCACAAGACGCUCCUAACCCACCACUCCGAAUACUUCCGCAAAGCACUUCAACCGGGGCGCUUCAAAGAAGGUCAAGAAGGCAUCGUUUGCCUCGAGGACGUCGAUGCCUCAGUCUUCGGGGUGUUCGUCGACUGGUUGUACCGGCAAACCAUGCCCGUUUCUGCGGGCUGGGGCGUGACCGAGGUAACGAAGUUGUGCCCCUCCAUGAUGACCCGUUGCAAUCUGUUAGCCUGUCUCUUUGUCCUGGCUGAUCGAUUCAUCGUCCCGAAGUUGAAACCCGACCUCACGAAACUCACCGUAACAUUCUUCAACACUUUCACUGGAGUACCGAACCAUGAGACGAUUACCUACGCUUACGGCAACCUUUCCCCACAUAGCCCUUUCCUCCAGCUGCUCGCUGAUGCCUAUUGCAAGAACUGGAAACCUAGUCGCGAUUAUAAGGAAUGGAAGUCAGUGGGUGAGCUACCCAAGGACUUCUUUCGUCGACUCGUGUACCGAUAUGCUCGACCGGAUAGUCCUCUGCGCGACGUACCUCUGGUCGCUUCUAAGUACGUUGCCGAACCUCCAGCACCUCGAGACUCGGCUUGA